CUGCGCUCAGGUCUGAACUCUAGCUGGACAACUGUGGAGCUGCGGCGGAAACGCACGCAAGUGCACAAUGCGACACGACGCGUCUGAUUGUGUGGAGCUUACUGACGAUCCUCUGCAGGAAACUUUUUAGAAUAAAUUUUCGGGAUACGAAAAAUAAAUGGGACCACUUAACUUGAUAACUUGAAUCGUUCCAGUACAGUUUCGCCAACUUUGUGUACUUGACAGUCCGAGCUUCUCCGUCUAUUCGGGCUCAGCAGCUGAGGAGGAGGAGGAGGAGAAGGAGGAAGAGAAGGCGGCUGGAUGAAGCUGGAGACGGGAUAUUGAGGUGCAGCGAGCCGGGUUCGAGCUUCCCCACCAUUCUUCUCCUCAAUGUCACCGGACAGGAUGAUGAUCAUUGGACUUCUGCUGAAUGUCUUCUCUCGAGGUUGUGUACCAGUAUCUGCUACUUUAGACUGUCUGGUGGCUGAGCAGGGCUGCAUCCAGGAGCAGUCCUGCAUGGGCAUCUACCGGCUGCUGGAGUACUGCGCAGCUGAGGAGGCCGUGUCUCCCCUUGGCUCAGAUGCCCGCCUGGAGUGCCUGGAGGCCCAGAACUCCCUUCAACGUUAUCGCCCCCUUCAAGUUUGCAAAUGCCAGCGUGGCUCUCGCAGAGAAGAACACUGCCUCAGGGUGUACUGGACUGUGAGAUUUGCAGCAUAUGAUGAGUAUGACGUGUCCCCAUAUGAGGAACUGGAAUUAAAUCUGGUGAGAAACAUAGAGAUGUCACGAAUGGCCUCCAUCAUGGCAGCUUCCUCUCUGUCUGUGGAUGGCCAAAACCAAUGUCUGAAGGCAGCUCAGGACUGUGGCCUGUAUGAGAAAUGCGGCUCCCUGCGGUCAGAAUAUGUUGUGGCCUGCACCAAGCGAGCAACAACCACAGACAACAGCUGUAACCGCCAGAAAUGCCACAAAGCUCUGCGGCGCUUCCUGGAGCGUGUACCAGAGGAAUACAGCUUUGCUUUGCUCUUCUGUCCCUGCUCUGACACUCUGUGUGGGGAGCGCCGGAGGAAAACCAUUGUACCGUCAUGCUCCUAUGAGGAGAAUGUGAGAAGAGAGGAAAGAACGGGCAAGCCCAACUGCAUAAGUCUGCAGAACUUCUGCUCCAGCGACCAGCUGUGUAGAUCACGGCUUGCUGAUUUUCAGCUCAACUGCCAGCCUUCUUCUCUUUCUGCCUCUGGCUGUGUGCGAGAGAGCAGAGCCAUGUGCCUGAAGGCCUACACAGGACUCAUAGGCACCAUCAUGACUCCCAACUAUGUGAGCAACAGCAGCACAGAGGUGUCCCAAUGGUGCACAUGUGAGGGCAGUGGGAAUGACUGGCAGAGCUGUCAGCGCAUCCUUCACAUGUUCAGCAGCAACAUUUGUCUUCUCAAUGCCAUCAACUCCAUGGGAAUCUCUGCCCCUCCUCCGGUGGAACACACUCCUGUGCCAGUUUCUCAGCCCUCCCCCCGUGUUUACCAAGAGAGUGUCCACGUCAGCGUUAACACUCUCCCUGAAUUCAACAGCAUGGAGGACAGUGCGGAAGAGGAAGAAGAAGAGGAAGCAAGCGAGAAAUUCAACAUCAUCCCACCAUAUUCUGACAAGGAUUCCAACAUUGAAUCGGGUGCCAGAGGGAGUCAGCAGGGAGCAGCUAGCCAAGCAGUACCUGCCUUGCCAUCAGUGCUGCUGCCAACUCUCAUCCUGAGCUGGAAGUGUUGGUUCCACUGAAAACCCUCAGCUAACAUUUUACACUUGCUUCUGCUGUCAAAUCCAUCCCAACACUCAGCGUAAACCACAGAGGACAGUUGUAAAGAAGAAAUAUAAAUGCUCACUGCAUUUUUUUUUUUUUCUUUCUUCCCUUUAUCAAAUAUCCAAACUUGAUGUUUUAAUUCAGUUUUUCCUCUUGGGUUUUCUCAACUUGAACAAGAUUUCCAUCAUCCUGCAAUGUCUUUGCUCAAGUCAUCCUCCAUGAAAGGAAGACAGCAACAUGAGCAGAUGUGAGUGCAUCGGCAAAUUGAGAAGUGCUGUUUGGGCAAAUUCUAACUCAAGCCUGCUUCAAACUCAAAGUACAUCCCCUCUUUUAAAAACAGAAGCACAUCGCCCAAGGCUACACACACUAUACAUGCUCCGAAAAACCAUACCCAGUCUGCUCUGCUGCAGCCAGGCACGAGCACAGCUUUUCCUUUCUAUUUCAUGACUCAUGACUCAUGCCACAUCCGUUUCUCUGCUGGCCCUUCAGCUCUUCCUCUCCCUCCGUCAUGCUGCGGUUGAGCAAGAUAAUCCACUUUGCUACAAGCUAAUAAGAAAUGAGCCCCACUUAAACGCUUUGUAAAAUUAAAAGAGAAACAGUUUUUGAAUUUGCUGUAUUUAAAAAGGGAUGAAAUGCAAACCAGUACAUUGUCACAUUUUGUUUUAUUUCACUUUGUGCACAAAAAAAGCAGUCUCUCUCUGCUCGUUUCUUUUUGUUAACACGACGCUUAGUGUUAUUCCUGCCACGCCAAGUGACUGAGAACUCAACCACAGGCAAAAGUAAUGAGAUCAAAUUCCAUUGUAGAAAGAACAUGGAGAGAAAAGCAACAUAAGCAAUUACAGGACAAUUCAAAUUGCUCUGCAUACAGAGGAGAUCUGGAGUAAGGCUCACGGGAGAAGAAAGCCAAUUUACUGCUGUCAUACCCUCUCACUUUUUUUAGCGCUCCUUCCCCAUCAUGUACAUUAGAUGGUUUGAAAGCGAGGUGCAACGAUAGGGACGGACACAGGAGGCUGUAAAGCCUGCUGGCUGCUCUGAUCAUUGAGCACCACAUUGGGCCAUUCUCCCUGCCUGAAAUAUCUUUUGCUGAUGUUAAUGGUUUUUCCUCUUAUGGCUCAUUUUCCUGUGAAAUUAAGGAGCUGCAGGGAUGGAGGUAAAGGGAAGUACAGUGAAGUUUUCAUAGAGGGAUAAACUUGUCUACUCUGAUGAUGGGUUGGCAAAAAAUAACCAGUCUGGGCUUUACAUGGAAAAUUCUUUCUACUACUUCAUCUUGUGGAUUCAUUGCAGAUAUACAUUCAUUCUUUUUAAAGUCAUUGUAUGUAGUGGUGUAAUCAAACUGACCAAUCCUUGUAAGGUAUUACAACGAAUCCUUAUUAUAUCUUUAAACAUAAUUGGGAGACUGCAGCUUUAUUAGUCCCCACCUCUGGACACGUUUACAUGAUGACUUAUUAACAUGAAAACUGAACAGUAUAAGACAGAAAUGCAACAGCACUCGCAUGCUUGCCUGUGCAGGACUGUCCUAUUUCACAUUUUAUUGAAGCGAACGAUGGACAUUAGUUGUGUCAUUGUGAGAUUAGUGGACAUGCAGUGACGGUUACACACUUCAAAGCAAAGUGAUAUCAUGCUGUUUUUUAAUUGCAGUGUGCUGGAAGAGGCAAAGAAGUGGAUGAGGAAAAGAUCUGUGUGAAACGCUCUGAAGUGUGACUGCAAGAUUAGUUCAUGGAAAGAAAACGUGUGCAUAAAAGAAUUGAAGCAAAACAUGUGGUUGGAAAACCAGCUGGUAUUCACAUUUAUUAACCCGACCUUGGAGGAGACAUGCCGCCAUGCUUAAGAAACCUAUUCCUUUAUGGUGUCACAUUGCAGAAACAGCAGCGCUGCAGUGAGUUAUAGUCAACAGCAUCCAAUGACAAGUCACAGUAACUGCAUCCAGUGUGCUCUGGCCUUAAUGACUUAAUAUGAGUUCACAAGUAUUUUCACUUUUCAGUAAGUUUGUUUAUAUUUUUAAACAAUAUAAACAUUAGUUUAAGGUGUGUCAAAGAUAAAAGACCCACUUUUUAUCCAUAAAUCUAAAUCUUAAAGGAAAUAUGUUAAUAUUUCCGAAUUAAGGCAGUUUAAAUCAUGAAAGUGGUGAGACUGUGUACAGUACUAUUCAAUGUGCUAAUUCUCUCAUACUAACAUAUCAAACAUGCCAAAUCAGUCUGACUAUAAUGUGUAAUAAGUGUGUAAUUUUGUGCCAUAGCAGUAAGAAUGACAAUUUGUUAAAAGAAUAAAAAUGACAGUGAAAAAUUUCAUGUCUGACAGAAAACGUACUUGUUCAUGACCAAGAAA
Molecule: messenger RNA, 4084 nt
Organism: Melanotaenia boesemani (Boeseman's rainbowfish)
Lineage: Eukaryota; Metazoa; Chordata; Actinopteri; Atheriniformes; Melanotaeniidae
Product: GDNF family receptor alpha-4-like
Exons: 8
Coding region: 370-1737 (455 amino acids)
Biological process (GO): nervous system development
Cellular component (GO): signaling receptor complex; external side of plasma membrane
Molecular function (GO): signaling receptor activity
Source: RefSeq, a predicted model, not a curated record